Fusarium musae is the source of this 1359-nucleotide messenger RNA. RefSeq lists its product as uncharacterized. The transcript is spliced from 3 exons. The coding region runs from base 1 to 1359 and encodes 452 amino acids. Gene Ontology annotation, biological process: transmembrane transport. The record is from RefSeq and is a predicted model, not a curated record. Gene Ontology annotation, molecular function: transmembrane transporter activity. NCBI's taxonomy places the organism in Eukaryota, Fungi, Ascomycota, Sordariomycetes, Hypocreales, Nectriaceae. Gene Ontology annotation, cellular component: fungal-type vacuole membrane.
AUGUCACAGACCUCACUCGAACUCGUUACUCCCAAUGGAAAUGUGUCUGAUGACGCAGUCCAAUUACAGAACCUCGAUCAACGUUUCGAGUCUCGAGCAACAGAUGCCGAGUUCUCACUGCCUCCUGUCGAUGGUGGAAGAAAGGCAUAUCUAUUCUUGGCAGCCUGUUGGGUUGUUGAAGCAGUGACGUUUGGUUUCGGGUUCUCAUUUGGCGUCUUUCAAGAGUACUACAGUCACCAUGAGCCUUUCGCGGGCUCGAACAGCAUCGCUGCUAUUGGAACCACAACAACUGGUAUGCUGUAUCUCGGAGCACCAUUCGUGGUCAUUAUUUGCCGCUUUUACCCUCGCCAAGCUCGCUGGUUUACCUACGCUGGUCUCUUCGUGGCAUCUCUAGCCAUGGUCAUGAGCUCCUUUUGCACAACUGUUCCUCAACUCAUAGCAACACAAGGAGUCCUCUUUGGGAUCGGAGGCUGCUUUGCUUACUGUCCAUGUACUCUCUAUAUCGAUGAGUGGUUCGUGCGCCGCAAGGGCUUUGCCUACGGAAUUGUCUGGAGUGCUGCUGGAGCUGGAGGCGCUGUGCUUCCUCUGAUUCUCGAAACGCUCCUCAAGAACUUUGGCUUCCAAACCACUGCUAGAAUAUGUGCGGGCAUCUUAUUUGGGGCUGCAGCGCCGAUCGCAUAUUUCAUCAAGCCUAGACUACCACUUUCGGCCACUAUCCACAGGAAGUCUCUGAAUAUGCGUUUCGUCACAUCCAGAGUGUUUCUUUUGUAUCAACUUGUCAACAUCGUCGAAGCAACAGGCUACUUCCUCCCUACGAUCUACCUGCCCACUUAUGCUCGGACAACCUUUGGUACCUCAACUAUCCUCUCAGCUUUGACCGUUAUUCUUGUCAAUAUCGCUACGACAAUUGGUCUGAUGGUAAUGGGAUCCCUUAGCGAUAAGCUUGCAGUUACGACAUGCAUGCUCAUAUCUGCAGUAGGCGUGGGUAUUUCCGUCCUACUUGUCUGGGGACUUACAGCAUCUCUCCCUGUCCUGUACGUUUUCUGCGUCAUGUACGGUCUCUUCGCGGGAUCUUGGGCCUCGAUCUGGCCAGGAAUUAUGAGAGAAGUGACGCAGAAAUUUCAGGAUCAAAACGAGCACGUUGACCCUGUCAUGGUGCAUGGACACCUCUGCGUAGGUAGAGGUGUUGGAAACAUCGUCUCCGGACCAUUGAGCGGUUCUCUUAUUCGAGGUCAACCAUGGCAGGGAAAGGUCAUAGGGGGUUAUGGAAGUGGUUAUGGCAUUCUGAUUUUGUACACUGGCCUCACAGGCUUGGUGAGCGGUAUGAGCUUUUUGUGGCGAUACGUGAAUUUUUUGUAA